This is a messenger RNA of Didymodactylos carnosus, 2252 nucleotides long. The record is from the annotation of a GenBank genome assembly. NCBI's taxonomy places the organism in Eukaryota, Metazoa, Rotifera, Eurotatoria, Philodinida, Philodinidae.
CGAUCUAUUCUUUCACAGCAAAGUACAAUAGUAUUGUUUCCCUGCUUAACCCACAUUGAAGACUACACUAAAAAACAAAAAAAUUAUCAUUGUCAUCAAAUAUUCUCCCUUGAACGUGUGUCAGCAAGGAAAAGUAGUGUGUCAUGUGGAACUCGAGUUCUCUGUGACACACGCAAUAACUUUUCUGACACACGUUUGUGUGAGAAUGUUUCCUAAAAUUAUUAGAAUAUCAGGCUAACUUAUCCUACGUUUCAUUAGACAUAUCUAGGCUCAUAUCUCUCUGACAUCCUACUCCAUCCCAAACUAGAAUAUCAUUUGUUGUUGUACUAUUCUAGAUUGUGAGGAUGAAUUUCUUCUCUGGUUGUUCAUAUUUUUUUCCUCCUCUAUUAUCGCUUCUGCUUGGCAACUUAUAGACUUUUUUUGUACAUAACCAAUAUUCGUUGUCAUAUUUGCUGUCAAAAUUGAUAAUGACGGCGAUGCCUCAUUUACUGUAUUUAUUGUUGUACUAUCUUUCCUUCCCUCAGUCUGAUUACAAUGCACAAAUUGAGCUAGUUCAUCAUUGUACGAAAGAGUAUUUUCUAAUGAUCUAUGAAAGUAUCUAGUAACAACUUCAAGAUGUUCAUUAUUUAACCAAUCUGGCUUAUUAUCUCUUUGUUCCUGAUUCAAAUUGACCAACAUUAAGUGUAGACUAUUGAAGUCAGGUCUUGAACCAUACAUAGUCCAAAUUUCUUCCCAUUUCUCUUCUGUUUUUACAAAUUUUUGAUUCUGUGUUUUUCUAUAGUAUUAGUUUAGAAUACUAUAAUAGAAUAUUUUUCCGCUUGUAUUCUGACAGAAUAAAGCUUAUAUCAAUUACUUUAAUAUCCUAACGUGUUUAUUUUCGUGUUCUAGGACAACUUUAUAUUGCCAAUUAUGAUUUUAAUGAUGCACAAACGAAUGGAGAACUUAGCUUUCGACAACAAGAUAAACUGGAAAUAAGCGAUCGACAUACAUAUAAUGAAUGGUGGUUUGCAAAAAAUUUGAGAACCGGACAAUCUGGUUAUGUACCUGCUAACUAUAUAUCGCCAAUAAAUGAUUUAACAUCGAUGGAGUGGUAUUUUACUGAUACAAAUCGUCGAGAUGCUGAACGUUUUCUAGAACAACCACAUAAUGGCAAAGGAACAUUUUUAAUUCGACCAUCAGAUUCGAAUCAAGGACAAGAAUCAUUAUCUGUACUUGAUCUAAGUUCCGACAAACAUUUUCAUGUUAAACAUUAUCGUAUACGUUGUGUUGAUUCAAGCUUAUAUUAUAUAAAUAGCAAAAUUUUAUUUCCAACAUUACAUGAACUAGUUAAAUAUUAUCAAACUAAACAAGAUCGCUUAUGUUGCUUAUUAAGCCGAGCUUGUCCUAAAAUAAAGCCCGCAUUAGCCGAUAUUGAUCGUCACGAUUUGUUAGAACUUGAUCGUAAACAACUAGAGAAAGUCGAAUUAUUAGGUAAAGGUAAUUAUGGUGAAGUUUAUCAUGGAAAAUAUGGUACUCGUAAUGUGGCAAUUAAAUAUAUGAAAACUGAUAUAAAAAAUCGUUCAUCAAAUGUUAAGAAAUUCCUUGAUGAAGCUAAAAUUAUGAAAGAUUUAAAUGAUAAAAAUAUCGUACGAUUGUAUGGUGUAUGCACAAAAGAAGAACCGAUUUUUAUCGUUACAGAAUAUAUGACAAACGGUUGCUUGUUAAAUUAUUUACGUAAACAUGGAAAAACUUUAAAAUCGAGUAACCUUGUUGAUUUCGCUAUACCAAUUGCUAAAGGAAUGUGGUACCUUGAACAACGACAAUUUGUUCAUUGUGAUCUAGCAGCACGUAAUAUUUUGGUUGGCGAACAAAAUACUGUCAAAAUUGCUGAUUUCGGCUUGGCCAGAGUUGUACAAGAUGGGCGUUUACUUGUUGAUCGUGAAUCACAAUUUCCAAUAAAAUGGAUGGCACCCGAAGCAGCAACAAAAAAAGAAUACACAACUAAAAGUGAUGUAUGGUCCUACGGAAUUUUACUCUACGAAUUAAUAACAAGAGGUUCAAAUCCUUAUCCAGAUAUGAACAAUAACAAAGCGUUACAAGCUGUUUUGAAUGGUUAUCGUAUGCCACAACCACCAGACUGUCCUGAUUCAUAUUAUUGUAUUAUGUCCAGUUGUUGGCAAGAAAACCCGGACAAUCGUCCUACAUUUGAAAAUUUGUAUAAUCGUUUUGACGAUUAUGAAAUUCAAGCUGAACCCAAUUAUAGAGAGACAUAA